CGGCCGUCACUCGUCAUCACGUCGGGUCAACGUUUUUCGGCGUUUUGUUUAUUCCGUCGAUUUUCCGAUUGUUUCGCCAUUGAUAAAUCGCAUCGCAUCUCGCCCGCCGCCGGUACACGUAAUUGUUAUGUUUUUCCACGACGUGUUUCCACUGUCCUAGACGAGUCCCGUCCAUCGCCGCACGCACGACUCGAUCGCCCGCCACCAGCGUCCUCGUCGUCGACACGAUUUCUGACACCGGAACGUUAUCGCCGCGCCGUUAUCCAAGUUCAAGUUCGUAGGUGUAUUGUGCUGUGCCGCCGACGAAUCCCCGUUUCAGUCUUCACCGCCAGACGCCAGCUGCCCCGCGAUCAUCGACCGUGCCGGUUCUCGUGUUCCCGAAGACGACGACGAGUACGUCCCGUUAUCAAUUCCGCGAAUCCGAAUUGAAAAUAGGUAAAUAUUCUUUGGCACCUAGGUAUUACCUAGUUACGACGGACCUAUAGUAAACCGGUCGCUUUGCAGAUCAUAAUGGCCGAUCAACAGCAAUACUUUUUGAAAUGGAACGAUUACCAGAGCAAUAUGGUGUCGUCUUUUAAACACCUGAGGAACGAGAAGAGCUUCACGGACGUGACGUUGGCGUGCGAAGGACAGACGUGCAAGGCACACAAAAUGGUCUUAUCAGCUUGCAGCCCUUAUUUUAAAGCUUUGUUAGAGGUAAAUAUCUAUUUGUUUUCGUACCUAAGUUAUACAAACCUUGACUUCACCAUUUUUGGUUUAAAAAUAAAAACAAAAUAUCCACUAACAAUGCUAUUGAUAAGAUGUUAUGAAUUAAAAAUUUACUAGGUUAUCUAAGAAGGGGAGAUGAAAAUAAAAAAUAUCUUUUCAGUCUAGUACACUUACUGUAUAAUUUUUAUGUUUACGCUAUGCAAUAUUAUGUAGAUAACUUUAAAAAUACCUGGUGUAUAUUUUCAACUGCAGGUAGAUAGGUAUGUUAGUAUAGUUUUCAGGUAAGUUUUCAUACACACUAUUGGUUUUAUUGCAUCUAGAUAUUACCCAGUCAAUUUGAUAAAAUCAAUUUUAAACUCUUCAAAAACAAAUCAAGUGACAUGAACAUAUUUUAUGAUUUAAAUUAUCAAAUAUAAGUUUAUUACAAAUACCUUGUUUAUAAUAAUAGUUGUGGGCUAAUUUGUUUCCAAUUGUAGUCUAUUAGUUAAAUUUGUGUAGACAAUAAAUAUAAUACCUAUGUAAGUUUAUCAUUUCUAUGUGUAAAAAUAAAAUGUAGGUAGGUACCUAUGAUAUUAUAAUUACAGCACAAAUAACUUUUCUUCUUUGGUUUUACCUAUCAUCGAGACCAAACUUCUAACAAAUUUCUGCUGCUAUUUUCCACUACAUCACUCUAUAGUCACAGUUUUAGUCGUAACUUACCUUUUUCGAAGAUUAAGUAUAAAAUAAAGAGAUCUCGUAGAGAAUGUUGAUGUGGGCAGAACAUGCGUGGUAGAAACAAUAGUUAUUAAGUAUAACUAUUUAUCACCAAGAUAACCAAAUAUCUAAUUGAUCAAAUCGUAUUUCUUUUAAUAUUGAAUUUGAACAAAAAUGAAUUAUCUCUUGAUACCUAUAAUUUCUCUGUAUCUACCUAUGUUUUUUAAUUUAUAUUUGAUUCUACAUGGGUCUAUUCAGUUUAUUUAUUAGUUUUAUUAAAAUUUAUCUAGGUACCAAAAUUAUACUAUUAUUUUUGAAUUAUGUAGGUACCUUAUUCAUAGUUAUUCUAAAGUAUAUAUUUAUUCAUUAGGUAUGAAUAAUUGCUAUUAGAAAACAAAUUUGGUAUUGGUCUAGAGAGUGACCUAUACUAUCUAAAAUGACCAAAUGACCUACUGAUAGCAAUAGUGUGUACGGAAAUGUAAAUACUAUAAUUUUUCCAGUGAUAAAAUUAAUGGGUGGUUUCAGAUAAGUUAGUUAAAUUGUGAGUAAUAAACGACAAUUACAGUAAUAUUAUACAAUAUUUUAGUAAUAUUAAAUAAUAUUUAUACAGUUAUAUUUAAAUCUUGAAUAGGUAGUUAUGUCAUGGGUUUUUUUUUUAGACCUUUUACUUAAAUAGGUACAUUGGUUUUUGUAAUGUUGUUACAACUUUUAUAUUGAUGGGAAAAUUAAAGUAUUUGUAUCAAAAUAUAAUUUUAGACUAAAAAUGUAUGUUUUUUUUUUUUUUUGUUUAUCAAUUUAUUAGUAAUCAAAAUUUUAAACAAAUUUAAAAAUACCUAAGUAUUUAUGGUGAUUCCAAAUUGAAUAAUAAUAUUACAAUUGUUGGUAGGUCACACUAAACCUAAAAAGUGCCCAGAAGUUUGCACCCAAGAUCACUGCUAACUAAAUCUGUGUUGUAUAAUUUACUUUUUAUAAGUUAAACAUUUGAACAAACAAAUAUGUACUAUCAGUAGCGGAUCCUAUGGUUGUUCAAGGGGAGGGGGUUGAAGGAUAUUAUAUAAACAAAAUAUAUAUUAUGUAAACAUUUGUAGAAUAUAAGAAUUGCAUUUAAAAAAUAAACACUAUCCAAGGGUGGAGCCUAUUCCACAAUUGUGUCUUAUACGUUCUACUUCAAACAAAAAGAAUAAGUACGCUUCAAUUUUUGAAAUAUGAGUCCCCCUUUACUUUAUACACUGCUUAAAUUUAAUAAUGGUUAUUUAUUUAUAAAUAUUUAGGAAAACCCUUCAAAACAUCCAAUCAUCAUACUUAAAGACGUACCGUUCAGCCAUUUGCAGUCUAUACUAGAAUUUAUGUAUGCAGGAGAGGUUAAUAUAAGUCAGGAACAAUUGCCAGCUUUUUUGAAGACAGCUGAUCGUUUGAAGGUAAGUAAAUAUUUGUGUAUAUAAUAAUAAUAAUAAUAAUAUUAAUAUAAUAUAAUAUUAGUUGUCAACACAAAAUGUAAAAGUUAAUAAAUUACAAGAAAUAAAUAAAAAAAAAAAAAUUGAAAUUUUUAGUUUUGACAAGUAUUGUUACAGAAUAUAAUAAUUUAUCAGUACAGUACUCGGAAUGGUAACAGGUAAAAAAAGACUAGGUUAAAAUACUUUAAACAUCAGGUUUUUUUGCUGACUUUAUAAUCCUAAUAUUUUUAAAUUUAAAAAAUUACAAACGAAAAAUUAGAUAAUUAUUUUGAAAAAGAAUAGUCCAAAGUUAAGUUCUUUUUGUUUGAUUUUCACGACGAAAAAAAAAAUGUUAAUUCAAAUUAAAUUAUCAAAUUGAAAAAGAAUAGACACAACUCGCAAUAUUCAGUAUGUGGUGUAGUACCCAUUAAAUAUUUAAUAAAAGUUAUUAUAAUAGUACUUUCUAUUUUAUUUUAUGGACUUAUAUUAUAAUAUGUUAGAAAAUACUAGAGGUUCAUAUUGUUAAUUCCUUGUUUAAGCAAAAUAUAUUAAAUCUAAAAAUUGAUAUUUUGAGAUUUUUAUUGUGCAUGGUAGACAUUUUUAUAUUAUAUUGUAUACAAUAUGAAUUCCAAAAUAAUGUAUAUAAUAUAAUAUAUAACAACGGCCUGGCUUAAUAAUACCUAUGAGUACUUUUGGUUUACUAUAUUAUUAUUCUUUUUUAGAUUUUGAGCGGAGAAAUGACUGUAUUGUUUUUAGAAUGAUGUUUAUUUUAUUUUAUUUUUUUCUGUAGACAACUUUUCUACCAGUAAUUUUGCUCCACUAUAUAAUAAUAGCACUUCAUUUUUUGAUUUUUUCAAGUAUUCCCAAUAAAUAGAAGAAAAGGUAGGAAAAUGAAUACAAUAUUAAACAAAUAUUAUUAAAGAAAAAAUAUAUUUUUAUAAUAUGACAUAUAUAUAUAUAUAUAUAUAAAGCAACACUAUUAACCGAACUCCACUCAGAAUACUUUUUUCCAUUAGCAAUGGUUAAUUGUUGUAUACAGAUAUAUAUUAUAUUUCCCCUCUACCUUCCCAACUUCUCACGUACAACAGUGGCCCACCCACGCGAAAAGUAUGUCUGUUAUGUAUAUUAGACUCACUCUUAAUAUAGUUUACAGUAGCAAAAUAUAUAUAUUAUAUUUUAACUACAUAUAAUAAUAAUUACAAAUUAUUAUUAUUAUUAUUUUACUCUAUAAUGACCUAAAGAAAGAAAAUGUUUCCAAAUUUAUAAAUUAUUAUUACAUUUUAUAUUUUUAAAAACAUUUUAAACUUAAUACUUUUUGUUAAUAAAAUACCAUUUAUUUAAUUAGUAUAUAAUAUAUAUUAUGAUUUUAAAAAAAAAAAAAAAAACAUUCAAUUUUACAAAUUAAUUUAUCUAAUUAAUUAAUUUUUUUUAGUUUUGGAAUUCUCCAAGUAAAUUUAUCUCGCUUUUUUAUACUUCACAUGAUGGAUGGGUAACUGUUGUGAGAAGUUCGGAAGAUAGAAGGAAAAUUUAAUGUAUAUCUGUAUGCAAUGAUUAACUAUUGCUAAUGAAAAACAAUUCUGAACAGAGUUCAGUUAUACAUGCUUCUAAAAGUUGUAAUAUUUAAGAUUGUACAUUUUCUCAUUUAUUAUGAAAACCCCUGAGAAAAUCAAAAACAACCCCACUAAAAUACCACCGUAAGAAAAUUUCCCUUCAGAAAAAGUGCCAAACUUGAAAAAUGGACAAAGAUUCUAGUAAAAGAGUUGUUCACUGAUAAAAAAAAAAAAAACAUUAUUGUAAAACCACCAACACAUUCCUCGCUCUGCUCAGAAUCUAAAAUCAAUCAGGAAAAUAAUAUUAUAUGAAAAUUUAUAUUAUACUAUACUAUUAUAACCAUUUCGUUAUUUUAAUCAAAUGUUAAUUAUUUAUUUUAUACUUAGUUUUAAUUGAAUGAAAUUUAUGUACCUAUACAUUAUUAAAAUAUUUUUUAAUUUUAUUAUAGUCCAGCAAAAAUUUAAAUCAAAAACAUAUUGUUUACCUUUUUAUAGAUAUAAUAUGUACAUACUAAUACUUAUAACUAAAGACCAGAUUUAAAUAUGUUUUUACAUAUCAUUACUGAGCUUAUGCAGCCUUAUAAGAGUAAGAAAUGUUGAUGAUGUGUUAAAUUUUGAGUUUGUGAAAAAAAACUUUUUUGCAUAUUUGAGAAUAUUUCAUGGUUCAAGGAAUAUUUAGCUUAUUUUGCAUAUUUUUAAAGAUUUUGUAAAUUGUGAGAAAAAAAUAUUAUUUUUAAUAAUACAGUACCUGGAAAAAUAUGUUUUGUACAUUGACAAUUUUUUUGUAUCAUUUUGAUAAAAAAGUUUAGUGUUUUGGUACCUACCUAUUAUAAGUUAUUGUUAACUAAAUAUGGUAGCUAAUCUGAAAUGCUGGCAGUUGUUUUCAAAUUGAUAAUAAUAGUAAUGUAUUUGUUUAUAAUCAUUUAUCAUCAUCAACUAUACAAAUUUUCAAAUAUUUCGUUUUACACUUUUUCAAUCGUGUGUAACGUGACUUUUAGUUUUUAAAAAUUAAAUUACCUGUAUUGUUAUAUUUAUAUUAUAUUCUUACUCUUACUUAACUAUUAUUAUUUUAUUUUAAUACACAAGUGUCAUUAAUUAUGUAUGGAAUGUUGUAAAAAAUAAAUAAAUUGAUGUACAUUGAUUAUUUUUCAAACUUCUAAGAGAAUAUUUGAAUCAUAUUUUAGGUGUUUUAAGAGAAUAUAUAUUCGGUCUUUACUUAUAACUAAUUAAUCAAUUUAUGUUGCGCUAACAUUUUAUAAUUUUGUUUUUUUUUAGGUCAAAGGUCUUGCAGAAGCUCCUCAAACUAUAAAAAAAGAUUAGUAUCUACUACAACGUUGCUGAGAAUGUGUUUUAAUUACUUUAUUCAUUAUUAGGAUUACUAAUGAAAGACCCAAAAUGCAUUUUUUUUUUUAUUAAAUUUUUUUUAAUGUAUCUUAUAUAGUAUAUAGAAUACAUUUUACGACAGUACAAUAUAAAGCCAAAAACGACAAAGAAAAACAUUAUACAACAGUUUUUAUUUUAUAGGAAUGAAUUGUAGACAUUUUUAAAAUUUAUGUGACAAUGUGUAGUGGCAAAAUGUAAUUUUUGUUUGUUUUUUUUUUUUACAUAAAAGAAGAAAAAAAGCCAAACCAACGAGUUUUGUAAAUAUUAUACUUGUCUUGUACAUUUAUCAUAAAUUACAUUUAUUAUUAAUAUUAUAUUAUAGAGCAUGUUAGUCUUAUGUUAAUGAAUAAUAAUAAUAAUAAUAAAAAAAAAUGUAUAAACCAAUUUAUAAAGAACACAAUAAAUUUAGGUAAAAUAUAUGUGGUUGAUGUCUUUGUUAUUUUGUUGUUUAUUAAAAAUAUUAAAAGUUUGUAUGUAUAUGGCCUAUUAAUAAUAACAUAAUAUGGUACAGAAGGAAAAAGAAUUUGAUGAAAAAAUUGCGUACAAUAGCUUUAAACAAUAACAAUAUUUUGAUUUAUCGCAGAGUAAUUUGAGUUCAAAAAUCUUUUAACAAAUUUUCUUAAGAUUAUAUGUGAAACACAAUUCUAAGCAUGUGUUAAUCACCGUAGAAAUGACAAACUACAUGAAAUUAACCAUCCCUUGCGCUAACUCAUCUCCACUUCAAACUCGCCUAUCACAAAAAAAAUUACAUUCUUCAGUUUCUAAGUUGUUCAAUACCAUUAUACUAACUUAGAUUUAACCUUUAAAUUACAUUUUUAUAAAAUAUGAUUGCCUUUUAUAUUUUAAAAUUAACUAUUAAUUAGUUUAGUUUACAUACACAAAUUUUAUUUUCAAUUUCAACUUGUGCUCUUGCAACAAAAUUUGUAAGUUAGGUAAUUAAAUAUAUAAAUGCAAUAAUUUAUAAUCAAUGGUAAUAAUCUAAACAAAAAAAAUAAAAUAUUCCGUUUAAUACUUUUCUUCAAAUCAAACUGCAAUAUAUUUUUAAAAAAUGUGAACAUAAACGAGGACGGAUAAUUUUAUUUCUUGUGAAAUUGACAUACCCUUUAUAAGCCUUGAAUUAUUUUGUUAAGUGAAAUUAUUCAAGUUAUUAUUUUGCUUAUAAAUACUAUAUAAAAUAUGAAAAUGAAACAUUAAUGCAAAUUUUUUUUGGUGGAAUGGUACAAUAAUAGAAAGAAAUAGAAAUAAUAUAGAUUAGAUAUAUGUCUUAAUAAUUUGAUAAUUUUUAAAAUAUUACAAUAAAACAUGCACUAUUGUAAAAUGUGCAUUUUAAUUUUGUGGAAUAACUGACAAUAAUUGACAAUUUUAUGAAACCGAACAUCUUUGCUGCGGGUUCUCAAUAGGUCUGUUUGUCAAGCGUUCAGAUUCAGUUAAAGCUCUAGCCAAUGCUUCAUCUUCACUCU
Molecule: messenger RNA, 7227 nt
Organism: Cinara cedri
Lineage: Eukaryota; Metazoa; Arthropoda; Insecta; Hemiptera; Aphididae
Source: the annotation of a GenBank genome assembly